Messenger RNA from Oncorhynchus masou masou (cherry salmon), 2899 nucleotides. RefSeq names its product lysosomal protective protein-like. The record is from RefSeq and is a predicted model, not a curated record. Gene Ontology annotation, molecular function: serine-type carboxypeptidase activity. The coding region runs from base 133 to 1536 and encodes 467 amino acids. NCBI's taxonomy places the organism in Eukaryota, Metazoa, Chordata, Actinopteri, Salmoniformes, Salmonidae. The transcript has 11 exons. Gene Ontology annotation, biological process: proteolysis.
AGUUAGUAGUCAUAUGACCUGCAGUGUUUCGAUAUGCAGGUUAUAGACACGGCAAUUGUUGUGCUCACAGGACUUCGAGUCAAGCGUUUGAGGCCAAUAUUGUAGGAGUAUUAGGCUAGUUUCGUCCUCGACAUGACUAGCAUGUAUUUUGUUAGUUUGGUGGUGUAUUUCCUUGCUGUUUCGUGUCUUACAUGGGCUGACUAUGCCCCUGACGAGGUAACCGAACUACCGGGAAUGUCGUUUAAACCGAACUACCGACAAUGGUCGGGCUAUUUGAAAGCCAGCCCUGGAAAGUUUCUCCAUUACUGGUUUGUGACCUCACAGAGGGACCCACUGAAGGACCCUGUUGUGCUGUGGCUGAAUGGAGGGCCAGGCUGCAGCUCGCUGGAUGGCUUUCUGUCAGAGAACGGCCCCUUCCAUGUGAAGGAUGAUGGGGCAACUCUGUAUGAGAAUAAGUUCAGCUGGAACAGGAUUGCCAACGUUCUAUACCUAGAGUCCCCUGCAGGUGUGGGAUACUCCUACUCUGACGACCAGAAGUACAAAACCGAUGACGACGAGGUGGCAGAUGACAACUACCUAGCUCUGCAGAGUUUCUUUGCCAAGUUUCCAAACUUCACACAGAAUGAGUUCUUCAUCAUCGGUGAGAGUUAUGGUGGCAUCUAUGCCCCAACACUCAGCCAGCGUGUGGCCACUGGGACCGCAAAGAUUAACUUCAAGGCCUUUGCAGUGGGUAAUGGCCUCAGUAGCUAUGCCCUGAAUGACCAGUCUCUGAUCUACUUUGGUUACUACCACGGCCUCUUCGGAGAACAACUGUGGACAGAUCUGAACACAAACUGCUGCGAUAAGGGAACAUGUAACUUCUUCAACAACAGCAAGGAGGCCUGUAAGACACUGUUGAACCAGGCCUUUAGUAUUGUGUAUGAUUCUGGGCUGAAUGAGUAUGCUCUUUACAUGGACUGUGAGGGUGGAGUCAGGGCCAGAGCCUAUGAGAGGAGCAUGAGCCAGCUCUUCAGGAACUACAGGAAGCACUGGGACACCUUCCAGCUACUGAAGGUGCCGUCCGUCACUGGCCAAAAUCCUUCUGUGGGUGAGGUCCCUCCCUGCAUUAACAGCACAGCUCAGAUGAACUGGCUCAACCGGGGUGAUGUGAGGAAAGCCCUACACAUCCCUGAUACACUUCCACCCUGGGACAUCUGCAGUGAUGUGGUGGGAGGACAGUACACCAACAUCUACCCGACAGUGAAGGAUGUGUAUCUGAAGCUGCUGUCUCUGGGUGUCCGGGCGCUAGUCUAUAAUGGAGACACUGACAUGGCCUGCAACUUCCUGGGAGACAAGUGGUUUGUGGAGCAGCUCAACCAGAAGACAACCACCAAGUACCAGAGCUGGAUAUCUGAUGAUCAGAUUGCCGGCUUCUACGAGCAGUAUGGAAACAUCACCCUCCUGACUGUGAAGGGCGCUGGUCACAUGGUGCCGCAGUGGGCUCCAGGCCCCGCCUUAGACAUGUUCCAGUCCUUCCUGUCAAACAGACCCUACUGAGCAUGCUCCUGGGGCUGCUUCCAGUGUCUGUAAUGGAACUUGUUAGUGGGCAAGGAUGAUGGCCCGUUUUUCUCAGGGAGCGUUGGAUGGAAAAGGGGAAACAAAUGUUUUGUUUUUGUAUUGUGAUCAAACAAAAUGUUUCUGUUGCACUCAAAGUAAGCUCAGUAGAUCAAAGUUCAACUCUGGAGGAACGCAAGUGUACACACUUAUCAGUGUUGGGGUGACAGGAGUGUAAUCGGACAAUGCCAUUUCUUAAUUUCAGUAAAUGUAUAAUUUAACUUUUCUUGAAGCAAACUACAUAUCAAUAGCCUUAGAAAUGUUUUGACAUGUAAAUACCUAAACAAUCUUCCUUUAGUGAUGCUGUGCAAUCGCUCUGGUUGGCUUUCUAACUGAUUAGCAGCUUAUUAGUCGCAUCAGAACUGUCAUUUGCCUUUUGAAUUUCCUCAUGCAGUUUCUGAAUCAGGGGGUUUCAAUUGUCACCACUUGGGGGAGCUGAAAUGCCAUGGAACUCAAAUGGCCAAUCAGCACUUUUAACAUUCUUUGUCUUUCUAAUAAAUGCUUUUUAUGAAACCAUUUGUAUCUCAAUUCAUUUUAAUAGCAUUUUUUUUAUUGAACAUGAUUGAAUAAUAACUGAAUGUGUUAAAACAUCCAAGUAAUCUUAAGUGACUGUUCCAUAAACAUGUAAAGAUAAUGGUGGUGAAUUCCAGGGAUGGUGAUUGAGCACCAGAAAUCUCCUUCUCAGCCACCCUGCUGAAGAUUCAGUACACAGGCCAAUCAGUGUAGCAGUUUAACUAGACAGGACUAGUGAUUCCUGUGUUAAUGGAAAUUAAGCUAUUUUUAAUUGCUUCAAGAUAUACAGGUAGGACUUGUUGCAAAAGGUAUUAUACAUCAAUGUCACUAGUGCUUCCUAAAUCUGCAUUGUUUUGAGCUGAGUUUCUGUAUAGUACUUUGACAUCUGAUUAUAAAUACAUUUGACUAGUCCAGGUGUUUUCCAACUUGGGUACUGCAGGGGUCCGCAAUAAAUAAAUACAAAAUAUUUUUCCUCUCCAUUUUUUAUUUUAAAUAUAGAUUUAAUGCCAUGUUUGAGAACUAAAAAAAGCCAGCCAAAAAAAAAACAGGCAUUCGGCAACAUACUUAUUGAUUUGUUUGAGCAGAGGAGCAUAGCAUUAGUCAUGGCAAAAUUGUCUCACAGUGUAGAAUUGCUGGGAAUUAGCUUCAAAACUGCUACAUUUUCUCUGAGCUCAAUGGAAAAAUGUGUAAAAAAUUAUUUUACAUUUUCUCUACACCAGUGGUGACUUGUCAUUUAAGCCCCACAUUUUUUGCAAAAAAUAUACAGAGUUAAUAAAGCCACAUACAAACAUGG